Molecule: messenger RNA, 1936 nt
Organism: Diceros bicornis minor
Lineage: Eukaryota; Metazoa; Chordata; Mammalia; Perissodactyla; Rhinocerotidae
Gene: ARTN
Product: artemin
Exons: 5
Coding region: 824-1492 (222 amino acids)
Molecular function (GO): receptor tyrosine kinase binding; growth factor activity; glial cell-derived neurotrophic factor receptor binding
Source: RefSeq, a predicted model, not a curated record
AACUCCCUACUUCGCACGUCUGCACACUGUGAACGCCCAGUGUCUGCGCCUCUCCGCCACCGGGUUCUCCACUCUGUCCGGGUCCCUUCCCAGCGUCUCCUCCUUCCACCACAGGGGACCUCGCAGAGCCAGGCGGGGACAGACGGAUCCUGGCGGGUGGAGCAGCCAGGUGAGUCCUGAAAGGUGGGGCGGGGCGGGGGCGCUCCGGGCCCCACCCCAGGAUCCGGUGACGCCGGGGCUGGAAUUUGACACCGGAUGGCAGCGGGCAAGAGACUGCUGAGGGAUGGAGUUGGGCCCGGCCCCCAAACACAGCCCGCGGGCUCCACCAGCAGCAGGUCCCUCGGGCCCCAGCCCUCCCUGCGGCCCCCGCCCAGAGCCCUGCACUCGCGCUCUCCGCCCCUCCCAGCCCCUUCAGUCCCUCUUGUCGCUCGUCGGACUGUGGUCGCCCUGCCCACCAGCUGUAAUGUGAGGCUCUUGCUGCCGCUACAGAGUGCAGACUGGCUGCCAAGCCUACGCUUUUGGCUAAAAGAGGCACUGCCAGGUGCAUAGCCCUGGGCAUGAGCCUUUUGAGCUUCGGGGGAAAGCCCAGCACUAGGCCCAGUACAGGUGCCUAGAAGAGCACGGCACAGCACUCCCGUGCGACCUCUCCUCCUCCUGCGUUGAGUCUAGCUCUCCAAGCCCCUUGUUCCUCAGCUGGGGAGACUGAAGUGGAGGGAUGAGCUGCUCAAAGGAUAACUCAUCUCUCAAUGUUCGAAGCUGCCUCAAGAGGAGGGUGGGGGAACAGGUCAACUGCGGCUGAUGGGAGCUCUUGGUAGUGACAGAGAUGGAGCCUGGACCUGGAGGCCCUUCAGAGCUGCCCCACUGGCCGCGGCGUAGGCGGCAGCCUGCCCUGUGGCCAACCCUGGCCGCUCUGGCCCUGCUGAGCAGCGUUGCCGAGGCUUCCCUGGGCCCCGCGCCCCGCAGCCCGGCUACCCGCGAAGGCCCCGCGCCCGCCGCGGCGCCCCCCACCGGCCACCUGCCGGGGGGCCGCGCGGCCCGUGUGUGCGGCGGAAGAGCCCCGCGGCCGCCGCCCCAGCCGCCCCGGCCCGCGCCCCCGCCGCCCGCGCCCUGCCGCGGGGACCGAGCAGUGCGUGCCGGGGCCCGGGGCGGCCACGGGAGCCGGGGAAGCCGCGCGCGGGCCGCGGGGGCGCGGGGCUGCCGCCUGCGCUCGCAGCUGGUGCCGGUGCGCGCGCUCGGCCUGGGCCACCGCUCCGACGAGCUGGUGCGGUUCCGCUUCUGCAGCGGCUCCUGCCGCCGCGCGCGCUCCCCGCACGACCUCAGCCUGGCCAGCCUGCUGGGCGCCGGGGCCCUCCGGCCGCCCCCGGGCUCCCGGCCCGUCAGCCAGCCCUGCUGCCGACCCACGCGCUACGAGGCAGUCUCCUUCAUGGACGUCAACAGCACCUGGAGGACCGUGGAGCGCCUCUCAGCCACUGCCUGCGGCUGCCUGGGCUGAGGGCUCUCUCCAGGGGUUUGCAGACUGCACCCUUACCCCUGGAUCUUCCUGCCUGGGCCCUCCCGCAGGGUCCCGCCAGCCAGGGGCCUGAGCCAGAGAUGGAGGCCUCAGCAGGUGACUGAUGGACAUCAACCCUGGAGAGAUGGACGGACGACUGACCAGCGGCUCCGGGUCCUCACCCUGCGAGUCCCAGCCCUAUAGACACAGAGACCUCACCAUGGAGACCUUAGGACCCACUUCUCACGGACUCUGGCAUUGACCAGGCGACGGACCCAGGACUCCUCCUCUGGAGAACCCAGCAGUGUCUGAGGGCUCAGCCUCAGCCCAGGCCCUGGGGGAACAAAAUUUGGAGGAACACAUUGUACUUGCAUUGCUGAAGUGCCUUGUACUCACUGGUGGGAGCUGGACCCCUAUUUAUUUUUUCUAAGUUAUUUAUUUACUUCU